AUAGCAGCACGAGCAUUACUACAUCCAUCAUGGUAGUGCAAUCAAAGACUAACAAACACUCCACGGCCUCCUUCAACCGCGUCUUUAUUUUUAUCCUUGUUUGCUUCGUCAAUUUUGUAACCACUAAAGCAGAAAACGAUGGCCUGCUUUUCAUGUCUUGCUCAGACAACAAAACCACUCCAAAUAGCGCUUUCCAAUUGAAUCUCAGGACCCUCCUAUUAGAUUUAUCUUCAAACGCCACUGCCAACAAAGAAUUCUACAACACUACGGUAGCAGACAAAAACCACUCCUCCAACACAGUCUAUGGCUUGUUUAUGUGUAAGGGUGAUGUCCCUACUCAUCUCUGCAGUGAGCGUGUCACAAACGUAACUCGUGCCAAUUUAUCCUCAGACUACUCUGAUUGUUCCUUGUCCAAAGAGGUGGUGAUUAUGUACAAGGAGUGCAUGGUGCAAUAUUCCAACUACUCUUUCUUCCCCACUGCUGACUUUAGUUCACCUUCUAUCUCAUGCCACCAUGUUAAUGUUUCCAACAAGGCAAUAUUUGAGCGUUUAGUUUACAAAACUUUGAAUGGAGUGGCAGACGAGGCAGCCAACUUCUCUAUUGGCUUCCAGAAGUAUGCCACAAAGGAAGCAACAGUAUCUGGAUUUCAGACCCUUUAUUUUCAAGCUCAGUGCACACCAGACCUGUCACCAAAAGAUUGUCGGAAAUGUCUGAAUAUAACCAUAACAGGGGUUCUUAAGACUUGUAAACUUAGCAAUGCAAUGGUAGCAAACUCGGAAACUUACAGUUGUUACAUCAGAUAUGAUGUGUACCCUUUCUAUCGCCCCAGUAAUGCUCCAACACCACAAGAACUCGUUCCAGCUUCCAAUACAAUCGAUUCAAAAUACUCACAACAUCCUGCUUAUCUUUCCCACAACUGUUCAAUCAAUGAACCCGUGAACAAUGAUUUUCUAUCAAAUCUCAAAACAUUCUUCACUUCUUUGUCUUCCAAUGCCAUCAGAACCAGUUUCUUAAAGACGACAGUCGACACUGCCAAUGGUCUCUUUAUGUGCCGUGGUGAUAUCUCCAUCUCCCCUACCCUCUGUCAGCUAUAUUCACAACUUGGAAACUGGCAGAUAUCUUACAUGAAGUGGGGAAUUUACAGACAGGGGAUAGAACCAUUAAGAAUUAUGAAACAAGAUCAGUAA
Messenger RNA from Medicago truncatula (barrel medic), 1187 nucleotides. Its product is annotated as putative cysteine-rich receptor-like protein kinase 20. NCBI's taxonomy places the organism in Eukaryota, Viridiplantae, Streptophyta, Magnoliopsida, Fabales, Fabaceae. The coding region runs from base 30 to 1187 and encodes 385 amino acids. The transcript has 2 exons. The record is from RefSeq and is a predicted model, not a curated record.